AUGAGGCGAUACAACAAUCCUAAACGGCAGAAACAACCGGAACUUCCCGCGGGAUAUGUGAAGAUCCAAGAUAUUCUCGACGAAUCUAUUCCUGUGGGGAGAUUGAUCAAUGUCAUUGGAUUGGUGAAAGACCGUAGGUCUCCUAGACAGACGGGUGGUUCUGACUGGAAAUCCGCCAUUACCAUUUAUGACAAAUCUAUUGAAAAUGAACCUGAGAGAGGGCUUCCUAUCAAUAUAUUCAGGCCACGAGCUGAAAUUCCCGAACCGGAUGCUACUGACGUCGUGGUGGUAAUUUCUGCAAAAGUUCAGGCUUACCGUGGCGAGGUGUCCUUAAUAUCGCACCGAUCGACUCUGAUUCAUGUCUAUUCAGCAAAUCAAAUUCCAAAGCCCCCUAAAUCGGCAAAGCAGGCUCUAGAAGCCCCUCUGCGGCCAAAAGACCGUCCUCCUGGGGAUCCUGAACAUGAGUAUGUCGCCUGGUUAUAUCAUUCCGUUUCCAAAGAUGCUAUACCCGAUACCGCAGAAUUCAGUAGCCAAGUUGCUCAUUCAGCAAACUUCAAAGAUAAGUUUCAAACUUUAAACGACAUCCACGAUGGUCAAUUCUACGAUGUCAUCGUCAAUGUUGUCAGAGAGCCUUAUGACCAGAUGGGUAUGACUACUCUCUGGGUCUCAGAUUACACCGAGAACGAAGCUUUCUAUAAAUUUACCUGGAAUGCCGAAGGCACAUCCGAGAGCCGAGAUGGAGACCCUUAUGGUUAUACUACAAGUAACAUAGUCCCUAAAAACUGGGGCGGUCCGUAUGGGAAACGUUCAAUGCAAGUGACAUGCUUUGGGAUAGACGCAGAUUUCAUCCUGAAAGAAGUCAAAGCCGGAGACUGGGUCUCUCUACGAAAUCUACAUGCCAAGUACGGACGCAAUCUCAACAACCUAGAAGGGUUUCUGCGGGAAGACCGCACUCCCUUCUACUCGGGACUUAAAGUCGAUAUUCUCCAAACCGAUGAUCCAGAGAAUAUCGACGGACGUCUAAAAGAAGCUAUUCGACGUAAAAGGGAUUAUGAGAAACUGAAGAAACAACAACAGAAGAAUUUUGCUGUAAACGAGGAUCUUGCCAAGAUAAAGGCAGGAGAUCUGGUAGAAGGAUUACUGUCAUCGAAGAAGCGACGCGCCGUAGAGCGAGCUCAAAAAAUAAAGGAGAUUGACGAUAAAGAGCGAGAAAGGGAGGCAAGGCUUGGCCUCAAUGAACGGAUCAAAUGCGAAAAUAUCGAACAGCCGGUUUUCGCCGUCCCGUCUAUAGUUGAACCGAUUCCAUACAAGACAACAAUAGAUGGCCAGGAAGUCAUCUUAAAUCUUCCUUUUACUUGUGCAAAGUACCGAACCAACGUUCGAGUCGUGGAUUUCCGACCUUCCAGAUUAGCAGAUUUUGCAAUCUGGCGCAAGAACCUCGAGUAUGAUAUGUUAUCAGAUCAUAGUGGUGAUUCCAACUCUGAAUCGGAUGAGGACGGCACGUUAAACAAAUACACAGGGAGGAAGAUAUGGGAAUGGAAAUUCGCUCUGUUAUUGGAAGACGCUGAUCCCAAGCAUAAGGGGGAGAAUAAUAGGUUCUGGGCCGUAGUCGACAAUACCGAGGCACAAUUAUUACUAAACCUCGACGCGACAGACCUCAGAGCAGACCCUGACGAGCUUGAUAAGCUACGAGAACAGCUCUUCCAGCUCUGGGGCAACCUAGAAGAAUGCAAGCAACAGGAGCUGCAACGCCAAGCCACAGAGAAGAAGCGAGUAGCAACGCAUCAACCACCCCCCACCUCGCCUCUCCGACCGUUAAGUAGUCAUCAAGUAGAGACGACCACCGACGCCGAGACCACUCUUUCGAACAAGCCAUUUUCGUGUUGUAUCCGCCAGUACGGUAUAACAGUCCGUGAGGAGGAUCCCCGAAAGGCAGACGCCGGCGACGGAAAGCGCUGGCAAAGGAUGUUCGCCCUAUUUGGUACGAAGAUUAGCCCCUGACUGAGGAUGGAAAACGCAUGAGGGUUUAACAUAUUCACACUUCGAUUCGAAGCUAUCCCACAAGCCCCGAGAUCAUCUACGAGUAGAAUAGCUUCAUCAGAAGUAACUUCCAAGGCAAUUGUUUUGGUGCAUACAUAGCUGGAUAUGGAGUUUAUACCCAAGGGACUAAACAUAGCACAUCAC
This is a messenger RNA of Annulohypoxylon maeteangense, 2184 nucleotides long. RefSeq lists its product as uncharacterized. NCBI's taxonomy places the organism in Eukaryota, Fungi, Ascomycota, Sordariomycetes, Xylariales, Hypoxylaceae. Gene Ontology annotation, molecular function: G-rich strand telomeric DNA binding; telomerase inhibitor activity. The transcript is spliced from 4 exons. The record is from RefSeq and is a predicted model, not a curated record. The coding region runs from base 1 to 2001 and encodes 666 amino acids. Gene Ontology annotation, biological process: regulation of telomere maintenance via telomerase; telomere capping. Gene Ontology annotation, cellular component: chromosome, telomeric region; nuclear telomere cap complex.